AUGUCCAAGCGACGGCAUCAGCCCACAAGCGUGGCGGACAAACGCGCGCAUCUGGGCGAUGACAUGGGCGGCAGCAGCGGCAGCGGCGGUGCUGGUGAUGAUGCCCAGGAUGGUCGCGCGGACCGCUGUGUGGUGUGCCAGGACGUGGUCAAGUUUGGCAAGGACCACUGCAAGUCGUGCUACGGCAUCCUGUACAAGUACAUCAAGGCGUCCAUUCGACAGAUGCUUGUGGAAGGCGUCCCCCUGCCUCUGAACAAGCUGCGCUCGUACACGGAGGUGAUGGCUGCGUUUCAUCACGCGCUGAAGCAGCUCAAAGGGUUCAACCCGCGUGCGUGCCGCACCGGCCGUGAGGACUGCUCCGACGAACAGUUUGCGUACAACACACCCGCGCGGGUCAAGUGCACGCGCUGCCGCGUAAUGGCGUGCGUGGACAGGCUGCCCGUUGUUGGCGCCAACCUGGUGCGGCUCAACUACCGCAAGCUGAGCGCAGAUGAGUCACCAGCAUCCCGCUCAGAUAUGGCUGCGUUCCCGCGCACGCAGUUGUUCACCGCAACCCCACAACAGCAGCAGCAGCCACAGCCACAGCCGCAGUCCAUGCAGCCGCAAGAGAUGAUGCAGCAGGUAGCUCCUCAAUUUCAGCAGCUUCCGCCACAUUGUAUUCCGCCACAGCCCGAACUGCGCCAAUCAUCACAGCCACAACAACUACAACAACAGCGGCAGCAACUACAACAACAACAACAGCAGCAGCAGCAAUUACAACAACAACAGCAGCAAUUACAACGCCACGCUUCUACGGCGCGAUUUCAGCCGCAGCCUCAACACCAACAACCACAGCACCGACAACGACGACAGCAGCAGCAGCAGCAUGCGUAUGAUGAUGUUAGCCUCUCUGAGUUGGCGCACAACGUCACGCCAGCACCAAUGCACCACUCGUAUGGCAUUGAACAGCACCAGCAGCAACAGCAAGCGCAGGUGAUGCAGCGGGGAGAUGCACAACCGCUCGGUGCGCAGCAACGUCUGCAGCAAACGUCGUCCGUGUCCAAUGCAGACGUGAGGGGAGGUGCCAUCAGCCGUAGUGGUAGCGGCGGUGGUGGUGGCGGCGCUGAUAUUGAGAUGAUUCCGACACAGGCCGGCACGGUGCAGAGCCACCUCUCCCUGCAGCAGCAACACCCGGCCACGUCCCUUGACGCUGGUGGGCAUCGUGGUGGUGGUGGUGGUGGCUGCAGCAGGAGCAGCGGUCGCGGUGGUGGUGGUGAUGCCGGCAUGCUUCCACGCCACGCACACGCAGUUGCACCACAACACGGCGCUGGAGACGGUGGGGACAGCACCACCACGGACAGCUUCGACCACGACCACGACUUUGGCUAUGACGAGCAGCAGCAGCACGUCGAUCUGGGGCACGAUGAUGAAGAUGCUGGUGGGAUGGAGGCCGAGCCCAUGGCGGCUCGUGGCGUGUUUGCAGGAGCUGCCACAGGGCGAGGUGCCAGCAGCAGCACCACCGCCACCACCACCACCACCACCAACAUUGCCCCUCGCAGUGGUGUGGAGAUGCGUGGCGGUGGUGGUACUGGUGGCAGCGGCUUCGUGCGCGAGCACAACCUGCUGCGGGGCCGGGCGGGGAGACGCGCUGCCUUGCGCACAGGCGCCUCCAUGGCCACGCCGGCAGCUGCCACCGCCCAUGGCACGGAUGACCAUGGUGGUGAUGAUGCAGACGGUGGUGGUGACGGUGGUGAUGGAUACCAGGUGCUGGCUGUUGUGCCUGCAGGCUUUGGCAGCGAAGGGUUUCUCACGCCCGUGCAAGCUGGCACGCUGCAAGGCAUGGGCAUACAGUCUGAUACGCGCGUACAGGGCAGUGGCGGAAGCAUUGGCGUUGAUAACGGAAGUGCCGUUGCGGCAGGGCAGCACCCCUAUGGGCAUACCGAAGCAUCAGCACUGGUAGUGUCAUCAUCAUCGUCGUCGUCGUCGUUGUCCACGCUUCCCACGUCGUGCGUGACAUCACAGCCUGGCCGUGCAGCUGCUUCCUCCACCACUGCAGGGCUACCGCAACAACAACAGCAAGAGCAGCGAGGGAAGCAGCCCAUGGCAGCCGACACUGCAUCGACAAUACGCCCUCUGCAAGCAGGCGCCGGCAGCGGUGACGGUGGUUGCGAGGGUGGCGACCUUCAGCAGCAACAACAACAACAACAACAGCAGCAGCAGCAGCAGCAGCAGCAGCAGAGCGGUGGCGGUGGCCUCCCCCAUGGCGGACGCGGUGCCACUGGCCGUGGUCGUCGUGGCAGCCGUGAAGGCAACGCUGACGGCGUGGUCAGGCGGGGUCACGGCACGAGCGCCAGCCUAUCGCCCGAGUUUCGCGAGCAUGUGAUUCCUGUCGUUAGAACUACAUGCAGCGGCGACGACGGCGGUGCUGAUCAACGUGACAGCGACAACACCCCGCAUGAUCGCAAUCGUGAUCGUGGUGGUGGUGACAAUGACGACGAUGACGAUGAUGCUGAUGAUGAUGGUAGCAACAGCCUACAGACUGCUGGGCGUGGGGGCAGCAGUGGGGGCGGCAGCGGGGGCGGCGAACAUGGCACAAACUGA
Molecule: messenger RNA, 2580 nt
Organism: Salpingoeca rosetta
Lineage: Eukaryota; Choanoflagellata; Craspedida; Salpingoecidae
Exons: 3
Coding region: 1-2580 (859 amino acids)
Source: RefSeq, a predicted model, not a curated record